GGGCACUGACCAAUGGUGAAGACAAUCAGCGCACAAUAGAAGACAUCAGAAUCCUAUAUUUAAGCCUCCCUCGUCAACUGAGCUUCGAUACUUCUUCUUCUCACUUUCAAAUAUCCCACUUCAAUUACUUCUCUCAAGAAACAAGAUCCUCUCAACGAUAUUAACAUGUCUUCCACUACUUCGACUUCGACUCCUCUCGUCUCCAUCGGCGCUGGCGCUGGUGUGGAUACCUCUCGUCUUCUCGAUCGCGAUCCGAGCAAGUUCCGAUCUAUCAAGCAGGUCAUCGUUGUCGGUCGUCCUGGUACCGGCACUGAUGCGAUCGCGGAGGCUCUCAGGAUCCUGAAGUUCAAGGUCUACGAUUUCAAGGCUGCGAGCGACCGUCAUGCACGCGACUUCCCUCUUUGGGUCGAGGCAGCUCGUCUGCGCAGUGAGGGCAAACCAUACAGUCAGCUUGACUACGACAAGGUCAUCGGUGACCACAACGCGCUCGUUGGUGCGCCGACCUGCUUCUUUGACCACGACUUCGUCAAGCUCUACCCCAAUGUCAAGGUCAUCAUGGUCACCAGCGAGCCUGACGCCGACACCGUCGAGACGCUACUUCAGAACCUCAACAAGUUUGCAGUGAAGCAAAUCAUGGCUCGUAUCGACACCGAAUUCUUCGGCAACAUUUCUACCUUUCUCGAGCUUGCUUGCAAAGCCGAACUCGACCACCAGGCCAUCCGUGACACCGUCCGCGAGAACAACCUCCUCGAGAUUGAUACCCUCGAUGACUGGAAGUCUAUUUGCGACUUCCUCUGCGUUCGCGUCCCGAAAGAGCCACUCCCUCCGAUGCACGACGACACGACAGCGACUGAGCUUGUACUGCGCCCGCUGCAGGUCAUUCACAAGCUGACGAAGAUCCAUGGCAUGAGGGUCAUCCGAGCUCUUCAAGGCCUCUGUGCUGUAGCAGGUAUCUCUCUCUCUGCCAACCUGAUUGUCGAAGACGCUCGAGGCGCUGCAGUCCUUGGCUUCGGUGUCUGUACCAUUAUCGCAGCAUAUUACUUCACCAACCGCACAGAUCCGAAGGCACUCGUGACACCUACCUCUGCCAAUUUCGUGACCCCACAGAAGGCAGUCACUACCACUAUCCAGAAGCAGCAGCCUCCUCACCGCGAGAAUAACCGUCGAGCCUACGGGAAGCAGGCCCGCGGCCGCCAGAACCACCAAGUUCAGGGACAGCCGCGGCGAGGGGUGCGACCUACCCCUCCUACGUUACCUGGAUGGGGCAAUGUCCAAGCAGAGAUCAACGCAGACGACAUGGUGAAGUACGAGGAGAGGAUGGCGAUGGAAAAGGAGCUGGAGGGUCAGCGAGUGACGUUCAACCACACUCACAAGGAGACUGACCGCGGUCAGAAUGGUUCUAGCAAUGUGCUAGCGAUCAGGGAGGAGAAGCUGGAGUAG
Cucurbitaria berberidis CBS 394.84 is the source of this 1440-nucleotide messenger RNA. RefSeq lists its product as uncharacterized. The coding region runs from base 166 to 1440 and encodes 424 amino acids. The transcript is spliced from 2 exons. The record is from RefSeq and is a predicted model, not a curated record. NCBI's taxonomy places the organism in Eukaryota, Fungi, Ascomycota, Dothideomycetes, Pleosporales, Cucurbitariaceae.